GGUGCAAGCCCGAGGGCGGACACUGGCACCACAACCCACUAAGUGGGCCGUGGCGAUCAGUGGCGACCAGGCUCCAGCUGAGGCAACAGUUGGUUCAUCGCUCGCUCCUAUGAACAUCUGUGCAAAACGAAAAGCGGACAGUAGAUAGGAUUCCGAUUUCAUUUUCAGAUGCUGUGUCCUGUGGCAUCGCCGCACAUCAGGAUGAUCUGCUCACCGGCGAUGGCGAUUAGACUCCUGCUGGUGCUUGGACUCUCUUGCGCAGUUGACAGCAUUUGUGAUUAUUGGUCGAUUCAGUGUGCUACAGUAAUACAAUGCAUCUCACGCGAAAAUAUCUGUGAUGGUAUGAUUACCUGUAAAGACGGCUCAGAUGAAAGCAUUUGUUCUGGAAACAAGCUUAAAGUUUAUCCACCUACUACAACGACCACUACUACCACAGCCACUACAACUACUACGACGCCCGCCCCCACCCCUCCCCCACCCAACAACGUGGAGGAGAGCGAGGCGCUGGGUCAGAGGUUCGCUCGGACCUUCAACGACACACUCCACCACCCAAGAUGCCCCAAGUUGUACACCAGCGUCGGGAACAAGUGCCUCUCCCUUCUUUACUUCGUCAAGGUCGGCUGGGGGGAAGCAAGGGCCCUGUGCUCGGCCAUCGGCGGGGAGUUGGUUCUCUACCCUUCUGCCUCCGACGGGGAGUUCGCUGCUCUUCUGAAAUACCUGCGGGAGAUAGGGAUGACGACGGACUUCUGGGUGGGAGGCCGGUACACGAAGGACACCGAGGCGUGGACGUGGCUUGACGACGCCCCGAUGGACCUCGGCUCGCCCUACUGGGCCGUCAGACACACGGAUAGUUGCAGCAGCCGCCAGCAGGAGUCAGCGCAAGACGGCAAGCCUGAGGACGUCGCCUACUGGACCAACACUUCGGCCUGCUACCACUACGAGCAGGCGCCGCGGCGCGACUCCCACGAGCUCUGCGCCGCCGUCACCUUCCGCCACUACUUCUACAUUAGCGACGAGGACUGCCUCAGCGUCCCGGACCCUCUGUGUGAACAUGUUUCCCAGCACCGCUCAUGACCUCACGCUCGCUAGCAAUCCAUAAGCAUUGUAGUACUUCAAGAACCCUUUUUGACUUCUCAUAUUUUUAUCAUGAAUCAGUUAUGCUUUUAAUUUCGUGAAACGGCUACAUAAGAAUUUAUUAUAGUAUAGACUUAGUACAAGAUAACUUUUGAAGGAUUACAAUGAAGUUGGAUAUCAUGAAACUUUACUGUAUAUUUAGUCAUAAAAUAUUGAUACAAAUAUAAGCAAAGUACAUAAAUAAUUACUCACAAACAAUAAAUAUAUACAUACAUAUACAUGGUAUAUAUACUAUAUACACAUAUGCAUAUAUAUAUCCCGAGUGUAUACAUAUAUAUAUAUAUAUAUAUAUAUAUAUAUAUAUAUAUAUAUAUAUAUAUAUAUAUAUAUAUAAAGAGUAUAUAGAGAAUAUAUAGAGAUUAUACACACGCACGCAUAAAUUUCAAGAGUCUGUGGGAUUGUUAGAUAACGGCCGUAUUCGCUGGUUUAGAAGAAAUAUUUACGUAAUCAAAUAGGCCUCUAACAUGAGCACAUUAUCUUUUGCUUGGUGCAAUCUCGAAGUAUACCAUGUACUUUCUAAAAAAUGUAGAAACACGUCCACUAAGUUUCAUUUUAUUAGAAAAAAUAUGCUUGAUUAUAAUAGGGUAAUAUCCAAAACAUAUAGUUUCACUUAGUGUUUUGUGAAAUUUGUUUUAUAAACCAAAAGAAUGGAGAUCGCUUGGACAUGUCUCUUUAGCAUAUUUAUGCUCACUUGCUAUUUUACAAGCCUUCGUCGAGGCCACCUGUAUUUUAGAGGCCUUUUUUCCUUCUCUUCUGUUGAGCAACGGCAAGAUUGGUGAGUAUCCACCAUUGUCAGUGUUCACAUGCAGAUUAACAGCGUGCGGUCGUGUCCUUUGAAGUACACAAUGCAUGAGAAGAAUACAGUGUACACUGCAGAAAGUGCACGAUAAUUCUAUUCUUGUGUGACAGGCCCUUUGCAGUACCAAUCACUCUAAGGCGUCGAGCUUUUCAGUGCUUCCGCGUUACGAUAAAUAAACUGCCAUGAACGUUAAUUGAGCCAGAAUGUCGAUCAUUAAUAUCGAACGGCAGAAAAGUUACUGAGAUGGUUAUUAUAUCUAUGUUUAAAUAUACAACAUAUAUGCCAUCUGUAUAUAUGCAAGUUAAUAAACAGGUGAAUGUA
Molecule: messenger RNA, 2254 nt
Organism: Penaeus monodon (black tiger shrimp)
Lineage: Eukaryota; Metazoa; Arthropoda; Malacostraca; Decapoda; Penaeidae
Exons: 8
Coding region: 169-1074 (301 amino acids)
Molecular function (GO): protein binding
Source: RefSeq, a predicted model, not a curated record